AUGCUCUUGUCUCAAGGACAAGAGAGAAAAGCUGAAAUAACAACGAAGGAUAGCUAUGGUCAGACUUUACUAUACCUCGCAGCAGCGAACGGACAUCGUCUAACGGCGGAACUAUUAAUUGAUAAGGGCGCCGAGGUCAACGCACAGGGUGGACACUACGGCAAUGCACUCCAGGCGGCUUCAGAAGGAGGCCACGAGGUGAUUGUAAAGCUACUGCUUGACAAAGGCGCCGAGGUCAACGCGCAGGGUAGACACUACAGCAACGCGCUCCAGGCGGCUUCAUCUAGAGGCCACGAGGUGAUUGCAAGGCUACUGCUUAACAAGGGCGCCGAGGUCAACGCGCCGGGUGGAGAACACGGCAAUACGCUCAACAAGGCAUCU
This is a messenger RNA of Paraphaeosphaeria sporulosa, 381 nucleotides long. Its product is annotated as ankyrin. The transcript has 2 exons. Lineage: Eukaryota; Fungi; Ascomycota; Dothideomycetes; Pleosporales; Didymosphaeriaceae. The record is from RefSeq and is a predicted model, not a curated record. The annotation marks the transcript as partial. Gene Ontology annotation, molecular function: protein binding.